AGUUACUUCGAAAAUUGAAUUAAACCAACGAUGGAUCUUUCCCGACUAUGAUUUUUAUUCGAUAACAGAAAGAGACAAUUUAAGACGAAGAUUUCUUGAUAGGAAAAUGGAGAAUAAAAAUCAAGACAUGAGAUUGAAGUUAUUUGACACACUAUCAAUUAACACUGUGUACUCAGAAAAUAUACUUCAUACUAAAAUAAGUGAAAAUAGCUCCAAACACUACGAAAACAUGUUCAGAGAACUUUUAACUAUGAAUGGAGUAACAUAUGUCUACAAAAGAGGAUUUCACUGGCGAACAUGGAGAAAGAUAAACAUAAAUAAUAAUGAUACAGUUGUGUGCUACAAGUGUCAGAAUUAUUUAAAUAUUUCGUGUGCUAAAUGCUACAAUGGCUAUUGGAUUAUAGACAAAAGUCCACCUUGCCCUUAUGAAAUUUAUUCCUUAAUACAACCAAAAACAUUAUGUGUUAUUAAUAUAACACAAUAUUAUAAACCAUUUGAGAGCUGUCCUCAGAUAAUUAGCUUGGAUAAAUUGAUGGAAACAUGUAGUAAUCCACUGGAAACAAAAUGGAGGAUUCUUCGUAAUUACUCUGGAAGCGAGAAUUCGAUAAAGAUCUGUCAGGGAAGAGAUACUUGCGAAAUAACAACAUUAUAUUCGAUCAAACAAGAUUCAAUCACAUUUCGUAUAGUAAAUUCAACCAAUCAAAUCAUUUACUCUCGUGUAAUGAAAAGUGGUCAAAUGAAUUACGCAUGCGUUGAUGAUUGCGGAUAUAUAACCCCUCAUCAUGACAUUGUUAAGAAUGACAAACAUAACAUUGUACUUGAUUUAUUACAUAACCUAAAAAACAAAAGAGAGAACUUGAAGGAAAAUUUUAUUACAAGCAAAGUUCAUCAACUGGCAACACCGAGUAGUAAUAAACCGUUAUUGAAUAAUCUUGAUUUCAAAAAUAAUGCUGUUAUGAAUAAUAAAAUGCCAAAAAAUAAAAUGUCUAAAUAUAGUUCGGGGGAAUGGAUUAAACCGAUAAAGUCGGUAAUGAUAAAUGAGAAACCGGUAAAUGAAAAAUCACAAUGCAAGAAAAUUCAGAACUUCUACGUGGAACUUGAAAAUGGAUCAGAUUAUUAUGAUUAUUAAAAACUCUAAAAAGACAGGUAUAUGACAUUUAUAUUAACUUUAUUUAGGUGAUUGAUUGUAAGUAAGUAAGUAUUUUUGUUACGAAUAAACUCACAGAACUCAAUUGUCACAAUUAGAAUUAAUUCAUUCUAGAUCAUGCCUUAGUGACAUUGGUAUUUAUUUUUGUUAAGUAUAGAAAUGUCCAGUGAUACGAAGCCAGAUAGGCCGUUAGUUUUUGGCGUAUUUUUGUAUGUGACUUGUACGUAUUAAAACAGAACCGGAAAACAACAUCUAUACACAUAUAAAAUAUUUCUAUAACUGAAAAUAUAGUCGAUUUCCAAAAUUAUUUCACCAUUAAAAUCCCUUUAUUGUAGCUACUGAUAAAAAUUACAAGCGGAGGAAGCUGCCUACAGGUGUACCAACCAAUUCGACUUCGGCACAAGAAAAUAGCAUAUCAAUUUUAAAAAAUGGCCUGAAAUGUGUGUCUAUGAACGGCGGUAUCACCUAAUAUCAGGCAGCUGCCCAU
Pieris rapae (cabbage white) is the source of this 1634-nucleotide messenger RNA. RefSeq lists its product as uncharacterized. The transcript has 3 exons. NCBI's taxonomy places the organism in Eukaryota, Metazoa, Arthropoda, Insecta, Lepidoptera, Pieridae. The coding region runs from base 107 to 1129 and encodes 340 amino acids. The record is from RefSeq and is a predicted model, not a curated record.